Molecule: messenger RNA, 1107 nt
Organism: Coffea arabica (coffee)
Lineage: Eukaryota; Viridiplantae; Streptophyta; Magnoliopsida; Gentianales; Rubiaceae
Product: probable aldo-keto reductase 2
Cellular component (GO): cytoplasm
Source: RefSeq, a predicted model, not a curated record
GUUGACUCCAAUAGUAUUACGUCUCUGCUCCUCCACUGGUUUUGCUCGUGUCUGGUUUUUGUCUGCAAAAUCAAAAAAUGGCAUCGUCAGCAGUAGAAGAAGUGAGAGUGCCAAGAAUCAAGCUGGGCUCACAAGGUUUCGAAGUUUCAGCGCAAGGGCUCGGGUGCAUGGGCAUGUCAGCCUUCUAUGGGCCACCCAAGCCCGAGCCCGACAUGAUCAAUCUUAUCCACUAUGCUGCUAGCAGAGGUAUCACUCAUCUUGACACCUCCGAUGUCUAUGGACCCCAUACUAAUGAAUUACUUCUGGGCAAGGCUUUGAAGGGAGGGAUACGAGAGAAAGUGGAGCUAGCAACAAAAUUUGGGGUCAAAAUUGAGGAUGGAAAGCGGGAGAUUCGAGGUGAUCCAGCCUAUGUUAGGGCUGCUUGUGAGGCUAGCUUGAAACGACUUGGUGUUGACUGCAUUGAUCUCUACUAUCAGCAUCGCAUCGAUACAAGUCUGCCUGUCGAAAUCACGCAGAAUUUGCCAAGGUUUCGAACAGAGAAUAUGGAGCAUAACAAGAACCUGUACGAGCGUGUCAAUGUCAUCGCUUCAAAGAAGGGUUGUACCCCAUCACAGCUAGCAUUGGCCUGGGUGCAUCAUCAGGGAAACGAUGUUUGCCCCAUUCCUGGCACCACCAAGAUUGAAAACCUCAAUCAGAAUAUAGGAGCUUUGUCUGUAAAACUGUCUGCGGAAGAUAUGGCUGAACUGGAAUCCAUUGCUUCAGCUGGAAUAAAGGGUGAUAGACUUCCCCCUGGCUUCGACAGUUGGAAAACCUCUGAUACUCCACCUCUGUCAACGUGGGAGGCCACAUGAAUACUGCCUCUGAAUAAUGCAUUUUCACUGUUGUUGAGGGCUGAGUGAAUUGUAACUGUUCCAAUAAACUGCAACCUAAUUGAUGGUAUUGUGUUGAGGGUUGAUUCAUUUUACAGCUAUCUUAUACGAAGUUAAAAACUUGAGGUUGUAAUAGAUAAAAAUCUGGUCAUGUAAACAAAUUGCUGGCUGGUCUUGUAGCAGGACAAGCCAACAGUACUUUUGCUGCUGUUUUAAUAAGAUGUUUGUCUGAAUAAUC